AACAAUUUUAGAAAGGGGAAGGAGGAAAAAAAAUAAAUUUCCAGGACUGAGCAGAAAUCACAGCAAAAGCCACGAUUGGAUUGGAUUCCAAAACCGAUUCCUGGGAAGUUCCCCAGCCGGAAAACACGCAUCACCAAUCGUGGAUCUUAUCUAAAACCGCUUCAAACAAGACGAGGCCGGCUGGAUGGGCUUUUAUUUCUCCGAUCUUUGGGAGUUCAGAUUUACUUGGGAUGUUUCCUGCUGUCCAGAAAGCUGCUCUAGCCGGUCCUGUUUGUCAACACCAGAAGCCACGCCCCCCCUCCUGGGUAUCCAGCCAAUCCGAAGCCCAGCAGCCACACCUGGCCCAGACAGGUAAGAGCCAUCCAGUCACCUGGAAAGAGCAGAGGCUAUAAAAGAUUUUUCAGACCAGGUGAUGUGAGCAGUUGCUGUUUUGGGGAGGAAAUUGUCGGCUGCUGAGGGAUUUAUCUCCGGCAUGUUUCUCAUGUCUUAGAUGGAGCUGUUUUUCCCCUUGUUUUGAAGGAAGGGAAAAAAAGGAAAAAUAAAAGAAAGAGCCAGAAGCUUUUAAACAUGCAUUGCUGCUUCUAGGAUCACCCAACUCAAGACAGGCUUUGUGUGCGGCCGGCCAACGCUGCCCCACCACCACCUCAGCAAACAGGGUCUCUACCUGGGACCCCCCGAGAUCCCUUCUGGAUUUCAUGGAAACAGCAACGCUCCUGCCUUCUCAAUUUAGGAGAAGCACCGGUUGGGGUUCCGUUAUGUCCUGCUUAACCCAGGUCUGGCACACCGAAGUGCCAGACUCUCCCCCCUCGACUCCCCAAAGUCCCACCCCAGCGGACCCCCACGAGAGACCCAUCCCGCUCAAUCCGAUCGUGAUCACAUCUCCCUCUGCGGAAAACAGGCCCGCCGUCUGUUCACCCGUGGUGUCUCCCUUGAGUUCCCCCGUCGACGGGAAGACCAGGCUGGGCUCCCCGACGGAGCGCCCCACCUCGCCGAUCGAAUGCUCCAUCUGCUUCAACACCUACGACAACCUCUUCAAGACCCCCAAGGUCCUCCACUGCCAUCACACUUUCUGCUUGGAGUGUUUGGCCCGGCUGACAGCCGCCCUACCGCCCAACCGGGUGGAAGAUCAGCUCCCGUGUCCCUUCUGCAGGCAGCUCACCGAAAUCCCACUCGAGGGCGCUCCAGGUCUCCAGACGAGCAAAGAGGUGAUGGCCACCUUACCGUCGGAACUCCAGAAGGAGAAAACCCUCUGGAUGGAAGGGACCAAGCUUUGCUGCAGACAGUGCUCCGAUCCCGACAAUCCCCACACCUGCGUCACCAUCGACAUCGCCCCCAGCAAGCCCGAAGUCCCCGAGACCCCCACCGAGGGUUUCAUCGGACGUCUCUCGCGCUGUUCGAUAUGCGACGACUGGAAACGCGUCGUCCUGCUUUCCGUGCUCAUCAUUAUCCUCUUUUGCAUCAUCCUGUGGCCGGUUCAGUGUAUCGUCAAGACGGGGAACUUGAAAUGCCUCAAUAAAUUCUCGUACCCGCGGCCGAAUUACGUGCCUUACCAUCUCACCACCCCGGCCCCCGUGCUGGACCUCACCAGGAUCGUACCGUGAUUACCGGGGGUGUGUGUGUGCUGCUCUGAUGUGGGGUGACCGCCGGUCAUCGGGGAAGAAAGUCCACAAGUUCCCCUCUGGAAGAAACCGUGGGGGAGGAUGAGGUGGGCUUGUUCUGUCCGUUCUAGAGGAUCGCGUUGGGUUGGAUGGGCCAUCACGUUGACCUGGUGCGACGCAACUGACGUGAACGCUUGGACGUCCUCCCUCUUGGUCAUGUCGACCUGAAACACCCACGUGCCCACUUCCACACCUCCUCGGUGGCCCUAUGGUUGGCCCACCUGCUUUGUGAGGCUCAACUGCCAAAGUCCAAGCAGAAGACAACCUGUUUUGCUCGUAUGGGAGUACACACUCCGCCACGGGGAGAAUUGUGACAGCGCCAAGCGAACCAAUAGGAUUUCCCCUUCCCAGGAGACGCAAAUCCGAGCCAACGGACCAAACUCUGCAUACUCUUCUCCUUUUGCGGACCUUCAACAUUUUCCCUCUACUUCCGGUUUCGUUUGGGCGAAAGGAGGGGACAACUUCAUUUUCUAUUGUUAUUAAACAUUUCAGUUUUAUACCGCUGAAUUGCGCGUGGGACAGUUGUUGUUGUUAUUGCGAUGAUGUUUUUUCCCCCCGCCAAGUUCUUGGGGUAGAUCAGAAGAGGGGAAAGUAGAUGUCGCUGAACGAGAGGGAGGAACGGUAUUGGGGCAACUGGAGAUUAUAUAUAAACUGCAGUGGGGAUCCUGGUGGAGGAGCGAGAGAGGUUCCUGCAGGUUAAGUCCUCGACUUACAACCCCAAUGGAGCGCAGCAUGUCCGUCGCUAAGCGAGGCAGCUGUGAGUUUUGGCUCCAUUUGACGUCCUUUCUUGACGCGGCGGUUAAAUGAAUUCCUUGCAAGCGGUUCAGUCGGUCACACGGUUGUUAAGUGAAUUGUAAGUCGAGGACUAGCUGUAUCGUAUUAAUCGGUGGUUUGAACUCUGCCUGUCUUUCAUUAAAAAAACCGGGCUGUGUUCAGGCGUAAGAGAAUCUGCGAUAUUCUAAUAUUAUUAUUGAUCGGGGCAGAGAUUCCUGAACUACGGGAUCCCGCCAGACUCGGCUCAUGCUGAAGGAUGCUGGGAAUUGUAUUUCGGUCUCUACGUUUUAUUAGGCCCUGGGUUGAUUUACCUGGGCAAUGCACAAAAGUAGUGUGGAGGGGGGGUCACCGUUCUUCUUUGGGAUCAAACGCUCCUUUUGGGACUAAAUUUCUCAGCCUUAACGACUUCAGAACGAGUCGACUUCAACUCCCAGAAUUCCCCAGCUGGCAUAUAUGGACUUCAACCAAUGGUGGGAUUCAAAUAAUUUAACUACUGGCUGGGCGGGCGUGGCCAUGGUGGGUGUGGCCAUGGGGUGUGAAAGGCAGUACUUGGCCUCCUGCACCCCCCUGGGAGCAAAAACGGGCCAGGGGGUGAGUCGUACCCCCCUGCGCCCCAUUUUGGGCCUAGUAGCCCUCCCUGCACUUACUUGAGAGCCAAAAUGGGGCCUGUGGGGACUCCUGGAAGGGGUGGGGUGGGGCAGGGCGGGGUGGGGCCAGACAGCAAUUUAACAACCGGUUCGCUUGAACCGGCCCAAAUCAGCUGAAGGCCACCACUGACUUCGACUCCCAGAAUUCCCUAGCUGCCAUGUUCGGGCUUCAACUCCCAGAAUUCCCUAGCCACCAUGUGCGGACUUCAACUCCCAGAAUUCUCCAGCCGCCAUGUUUGGACUUCAACUCCCAGAAUUCCCUAGCCGCCAUGUGCGGACUUCAAGGGCCGUGAUAGCUCAGGCUGUAACAAGCCUGUUAUUAGAACACAGCAGCCUGCAAUUACUGCAGGUUCAAGCCCGGCCCGAGGUUGACUCAGCCUUCCAUCCUUUAUAAGGUAGGUAAAAUGAGGACCCAGAUUGUUGGGGGGGCAAUAAGUUGACUUUGUAAAUAUACAAAUAGAAUGAGACUAUUGCCUUACACACUGUAAGCCGCCCUGAGUCUUCGGAGAAGGGCGGGAUAUAAAUGUAAAUAAAUAAAAAAAACACAACUCCCAGAAUUUCCCAGCCGCCAUGUACGGACUUCCAGAAUUCUCAGGCCAGCAUGCUCAACAGUG
Messenger RNA from Ahaetulla prasina, 3693 nucleotides. RefSeq names its product ring finger protein 223 (gene RNF223). Gene Ontology annotation, biological process: protein ubiquitination. Gene Ontology annotation, molecular function: ubiquitin protein ligase activity. Bases 696 to 1601 code for a protein of 301 amino acids. The transcript is spliced from 3 exons. Lineage: Eukaryota; Metazoa; Chordata; Lepidosauria; Squamata; Colubridae. The record is from RefSeq and is a predicted model, not a curated record.